Messenger RNA from Pichia membranifaciens NRRL Y-2026, 1575 nucleotides. RefSeq lists its product as hypothetical. The coding region runs from base 1 to 1575 and encodes 524 amino acids. The transcript has a single exon. Lineage: Eukaryota; Fungi; Ascomycota; Pichiomycetes; Pichiales; Pichiaceae. Gene Ontology annotation, biological process: GPI anchor biosynthetic process. Gene Ontology annotation, cellular component: endoplasmic reticulum. The record is from RefSeq and is a predicted model, not a curated record.
AUGUCUGCCAGCAACGAGACAAACCCCAACUACUACAUAUACGAGGGGAUUCUUUCCCCCGGGUGGAUUUUUGGCCGCAAGAUUGACAACUCGGACUCACAGUAUCGCUUUUUCAGAGACAACUUUGUGCUGUUGCUCGGGUUCGUGGCCAUCCACAAGUGUCUGCGUGUUGCCUCCAGGUACUUGCACAUUUCCCGACUCAACUUUGACCUUGGCUUUGGCGUAUGCUUUGUAUUCUGCUUGCAUGGGUUCAACAGCCUCAAGAUUCUCUUCCACGUCACCGUGGCAUACGGUAUUGCCAAGUCUCUCCGGAAGAGGCCCACGGUAGCGCAGACGGUGCUUUGGGUGUACUGUCUUUCCACGCUCUUUCUCAACGACCGAUACAGAAUGGUGCAGUUUGGUCAGGUGUGGGGUGCCCUCUCCUUCAUGGACACAUUCAGGGGGUUGAUUCCUCGCUGGGACGUCUUCUUUAACUUCACCCUCCUCCGAAUGUUAAGCUUCAACAUUGACUACCUCAAACGGCACGAGGCCGUAGAAAGGAUUACCCACGAGAUCCCGCUGACAAAGCUCAACGAUAAGGCAAAGGUCAGCGAGGAGGACCUGGUCUCUCCGGCGAUCGGAGACCUCUCGUCGACGACGACUUCGAAACCCGAUCACUGCUCCCAUCUCACGGAAAGACAGAGACUCGAGGCACCGCUGCCUCUUUCAGACUAUUCAUACCAAAACUAUAUGUCAUACCUCUUGUACACCCCGCUCUACAUUGUUGGGCCGAUUAUCACGUUCAAUGAUUUCAUCUACCAAUCUAAGCACACGCUUCCCUCCAUCACGUUCAGGAGAAAUAUCCUCUACGGUGUGAGACUCAUCUUCUGUUUCCUGGUCAUGGAGGUCAUCUUGCAUUACAUCUACGUGGUUGCCGUGUCCAAGGCAAAGGCCUGGCAUGGGGACACACCUUUUCAAAUCUCCAUGAUUGGUUUCUUCAAUUUGAACAUCAUCUGGCUGAAGUUGCUCAUUCCGUGGAGGUUGUUCAGGUUCUGGGCACUCUGUGACGAUAUCGAUCCUCCUGAGAAUAUGAUCCGGUGCAUGGACAACAACUUCUCGGCAAUGCAGUUCUGGAGAGCGUGGCACAGGUCGUUCAACAAGUGGGUCAUCCGGUACAUCUACGUCCCACUCGGCGGGUCCAAGUAUCGUAUCCUCGGAUCGUUAGCUGUGUUUUCCUUUGUUGCCAUCUGGCACGACAUCGAGUUGCGCUUGCUCAUCUGGGGCUGGCUUGUUGUCAUAUUCUUGCUUCCAGAGAUUAUUGCCACAAAGCUUGUGCGGCCGUACCGGGACGAGUGGUGGUACCGCCACUUGUGUGCAUGCGGUGCUGUGGUGAACAUCUGGAUGAUGAUGCUGGCGAACUUGUUUGGCUUUUGUCUCGGCAAGGACGGCAUGGUGGCGUUGCUGCAGGACAUGCUGACGACCUUCGACGGACUGGUGUUCUUUGUGUGCUCUUCGGCGUGCUUGUUCAUUGCGUCUCAGGUGAUGUUCGAGCUGCGGGAGUCCGAGCGCAGACGGGGGAUAGAUGUCAAGUGUUGA